Molecule: messenger RNA, 1520 nt
Organism: Eruca vesicaria subsp. sativa (arugula)
Lineage: Eukaryota; Viridiplantae; Streptophyta; Magnoliopsida; Brassicales; Brassicaceae
Source: the annotation of a GenBank genome assembly
AUGGAACUCUUUAUGGAUUUGGAGCGUGCUUUUGGCUUUGGUUUUAACAAUGUUCGUUACUCCGACGGUCUUCUUCGUAUCGAGAUCACUAAUGGCGGUGAGAUCACCAGUGUCGAUUCGGUUCAGGAUCGCAAACGCAGGAGAAAAGAUGUCAUCACUAAUGGCGGUGGUGGUGAAAACGAGAAGGAAGGGAUGAGUGUGACGACUAACCCUCCAGCUCCGAGAGUUACAGAAUUACAUAUAAACUCUCUCAUUUUGGCAGCCAAAAGUCAAUUUUUCUACAAGCUAUUCGGAAUGAUUGAGUCGGCGAAAAAAGAUGUCACUCUGAGAAUAGAAGCUUCUGAGGAAGAAGCUGUAAUGGAGCUAUUGAAUUUCAUGUAUACAAAUUCGCUAUCAUCAGUCACUGAGGUCCCUGCUUUGCUUCGUGUUCUAAUGGCCUCACAAAAGUUUGAAGUUACUUCGUGUAUGGAAUACUGCACCCGUGUGUUGCUUAAUAUUCCAAUGACAUUGCCUAAUGUGUUUCUUAUUCUUCGUCUUCCUUCUUCCCUGCUACGUGCUGAGUCCGUAAGGCCUUUGAUAUAUGCUACAAUGGAUUACCUCAUCAUGUACUACAAGGAUAUAUCCAAGUUUCCAGUAGAGGAGCUGAUGGCUUUACCGUUAGUGGGUAUCUUUACACUACUAGCGAGUAACGAUCUUAUGAUUGCCUCUGAAGACAUUGCUUAUGAAGUUGCCUUGAAAUGGGCAAAAACAAAUUACCCAGUUCUAGAAGAACGCCAAGAGAUUCUAGGUCGUCUCACUCGCUACAUCCGUUUCCCUUACAUGACAUGUUCCAGACUCAAGAAAAUCUUGACCUCAGAUGACUUCACACCUCCUGUCGCGUACAAGCUAGUCAUGGAUGCUCUCUUCAUCAAAGCAGAGCCACUUGACCACUGGCCUGUUGAACGAGCCUACACAUACAGACCCAUCAAAACUGUGGAGUUCGAUGUGCCUCACCGUCAGUGCAUAGUCUACCUAGACUUGACACGCAAAGAAUGCCAUGCUAUGUAUCCAUCGAAUCAGAUUUACUCUGAAAAGUUUCACUUGGGAGGACAAGAGUUCUUGCUCUUAGCUUCUUGCAACAAGUACCAGCAAAAUGGGUUACACAGUUUUGGACUGUCUCUUACGACACAAGAAAAAGGGCAGGUGAGUCUGACUGUGGACUACGAGUUUUCAGCUAGGUGGAAGCCAACCAAUGAGUUUUUCAUAAGAAGCAAAGCAAAGUAUAAGUUCACUGGAGUUGAAUGUAUUGGAUACAUGGACUUGUUUGGGACAACAUGGGCUAGUUUCCUUGGUGAAUAUUCCCCCUACUUCAUCAAUGAUGUUCUUCAUCUCCGAGCCCAGCUCUCUAUCUGUCCUUAGAAUUAAACCCAUACCUUUAAAAUUUGUUAACUGCAUCCUUGUUUUUCUUUCUUUCUAAACUUGCAUUAUGAUGUAAUUCAUCUUUGGCUUUUUUUCUUUCUUUUGUGCAACUUCAACCUUUG